Messenger RNA from Cydia strobilella, 3117 nucleotides. It is a transcript of the gene Trim9, whose product is annotated as E3 ubiquitin-protein ligase TRIM9. Gene Ontology annotation, cellular component: neuron projection. Gene Ontology annotation, biological process: axon guidance. Lineage: Eukaryota; Metazoa; Arthropoda; Insecta; Lepidoptera; Tortricidae. Gene Ontology annotation, molecular function: zinc ion binding; protein binding. Bases 345 to 2318 code for a protein of 657 amino acids. The record is from RefSeq and is a predicted model, not a curated record. The transcript is spliced from 10 exons.
GGCUAGUUGUAACCAUAAACCAUUGUUUAAUGUUUAUUUUUAUAAAAGUAUUUAGUUCAUAACAAGUGUAACGAUUGAUUAAAACAAAAUAAACGAAGACUUUGACUUAGUUCUUACAUCAUACUAGUUACUUAAUCUACACGUAUUGAUAUAUUAGGGAACAGAAAGUUUUGUGCAACAUGAUCACGUCCAUGAGGGCCGCGGCAUUUACCAGUGACCCUGGUUUUUAUUACUACUAUUUUGUAAUACUAGAAAAAACAAUGAGCAAUUCGUUAACAAACCAAUAAUAAACGGAAUUUAAUGGGUGCAGUGCUCAGGAAACACGUUUUGUACUAGGCCUAAUAAUGGAAGAAGAAUUACGGUGCUUUGUUUGUAAGGAAUUUUACCGAGAACCAGUGCUACUGCCCUGCGGGCACGCUCUUUGUCGUUUAUGUGGGGUGAAUCUGCAAAGUCCGGUACAUGAGAAUGACGGUGCUUCAUCGACUGACUAUCAGGAGGCGGACAAGGCGUCGGUGUCGAGUGAGACAGACAGCGGUGUGGUCUGCGGCUCUCGGCCUAAUAGCUUUGCGGGCACGCCCGCCGCCGCUGCGUACCAGAGCGCCGCAUUCACUGUAACAUGCCCUACAUGCAACAAGCAAGUGUUUCUAGAUGACAAUGGAGCUGAAGGUCUUCCGCCGUUUCGCGUUAUGCGAACUAUUGUUGAGCGUUUCGGUGGCGUGGCCGGAGCCCCGCCGGCUGAGGAGGCCUGUCAGAUGUGCGAGGGGGAACGCCGAGUGGCGGUUGUGCGGUGUGAGCAGUGCUCGGUCCGGUAUUGCGCUAGCUGCAGGGACGCAUGGCAUCCCACCCGCGGCCCACUUGCUCAACACGAGCUGAGAACCCUGGGCACAACAUGCUCUGACCAUGGCUCACCACCAGUGUUGUACUGCAACAGCUGUCUAGUCCCUGUGUGCCAGCGGUGUGUGGCUGAAAGGCACUCUUCACAUGUCACACAGCCCCUAUCAAGUGCUGCUAGAGCACAUAAGACUGAACUCUCACAAGCAUUGCAACAGCUUUCAGAAAAGGCCAAGGCUAUGACUGAAUAUAUCCAAGUAGUAAAAGGCUCAAGUGAACAAGUAGGUGAAUCAUGCUCUGAGCUAGAGCGGCAGAUUGAACAAGCGUGCGCAGAGGUAUCCCGCGCUCUGGGGCAGCGGCGGGAGGAGUUGGUCCGAGCAGCACGGGCGACCCGCGCACAGGCCGCGGCCGACGCGCGGGCUAGGUCCACGCAGGCCUCGCUCAAGCUCAGGGAGGCCACGGCGCUGCUGCACUUCUCCAUUGAGGCGCUUAAGGAGGCUGAUCAUGCUGCCUUCCUACAGGUGGGCAGCAUCCUGUCAGCGCGCGCGCAAGAGACGAGCGGCACUCUGUGCGCGGCGCUGGAGCCGCCGCUUCAACCGCCCGCGCUCACGCUGGACAUCGAGCCCGUGCUGCGCACCGUGCGCGCCAUGAACUUUGUCGAGUGCAUCCCCCCGGGCGCGCCGAGUAUGGCGGUGGAGGCGUGCGCGGCGCGCGGCUGCUCGUGCACGUUGGCGUGGCGCGCGCCGCCCGCGCCCGCCGCCGUGCGCGGCUACGUGCUCGAGCUGGACGACGGCCGCGGCGGGCCCUUCCGGGAGGUGUACUGCGGACGCGAGACGAUGUGCACGGUGGACGGGCUGCACUACGCCUCGCUCUACAGCGCGCGAGUAAAAGCCUUCAACGGCGCUGGCGAGGGCCCUUACAGCGAGAUCAUCGGCCUUCAGACCUCAUCAGUGGCGUGGUUCACAUGGGACCUGCGCUGCGCGGCGGGCGAGGGGCUGACGCUGUCGGCGGACGGGCUGUCGGCGCGCGCGGCGGGCUGGCAGCCGCGCGUGGCGCUCGCCGACCAGCCGCUGGCGCGCGGCGUGCACUACUGGCGGCUCGUGCUCGACGACUACGACGGCGACGCCGACCCCGCCUUCGGCGUGGCCCGCGCCGACGUCGCUAAGGAUAAGAUGCUCGGAAGCGACGCGCUCGGCUGGGCGAUGUACAUCGACGCGCGGCGCUCCUGGUUCGUGCACGGCGGCGCGCACGGCGGGCGCGCGGAGGGCGGCGUGGCGCGCGGCGCCGCCGUCGGCGUGCUGCUCGACCUCGGCAAGGGCACGCUGCGCUUCACCGUCGACGACUCCCCGCAGGGCGAGAUCGCGUUCACGGGCCUCCGCGGCGCGUUCUACCCGGCCGUGUCGCUCAACCGCGGCGUGGCCGUGACGCUGCAGCCCGGCCUGCCGCCGCCGGCCGACCUGCUGCUGGACCAGCUUGCUAUCGAGUGAACUCCGACACUGAUCCGACACGUUGUCGCCACCAGUGCAGCCGUUCUGACGCCUUCCACAAGGGGGCCCCCGUCCCCAUCUUCAACUGCUAGUGCUAACCAUGACUGAAAAUUUGGAGAACAUUGCCCCGGAACAUUGAUCAAAAACCAAAUAAAUUACUAAAAGAUUUUUUUCCAGUAACAAGCAUAACUUUUUCAAACAAAACUGAACUUUCAAAUCAGAAAUGAAAAUAUGUCACUUUUUUCUUGGUCUCAAUCGAGACUACAUUUUGUCCGAACCGAAUGCACCUUGGCCGCAUUGAUAUGAAGCAUUUUGGUCGCCACGGCCAUUUUAUAUAACAGGCAACAGUAAACCUUAUUGGUAUACUGGACGGUUCAUUUUAAACUCACCGUGAUCGGCUAUUGCCGAUUACGGUAGUCAAAAGGUAAAAACUAAAAGUCAGAAAUCAGAGUCAAAGGCGGAUUUUUACUUAGGAAACUGUGCCGUAUAUCUUUUUGAUAAUACUGACGGCCUAUAUUAUACAUAAUUUUAAGCCAUCUAAAAACAUGACUCCUAUCCUAACUUUAAGUACUUACUUAUAGUAUAGAUCCUAUAUAAACCUUUCAACUUUCGAGCAACACGGGGAAGGGAGUCUGCAUUCGCACUAUUUCCCCUUUGCCAAAGCACAUGGCCAACUGGGAUAUCGAGAUGUGCAAGAUUUGUCUUUGACAUGUGUCAUUUUCUAUGUAUUUGUGUCAAGUGCGACUGUGUGCACGUUUUCCUCCGUAAAAAAUGGCAGAACGAUUUGUACGGUAAGAUA